AUGACACACCACCACAUAUAUAGUUGUUUGUGUUUUGUGGAGGUGAACACCCUGUCAGAGCAGCUGCAGACAGAGCAGGAGGAGGAGGAGGAGGAGGAGGAGGAGGAGGAGGAAGAGGAGGAGGAGGAGGAGGAGGAGGAGGAGGUGAUGGGAGAGAUCUGGUCCAACAGAGUAGUCUCCACAAGCUUCAGUGAUGACAUCUACGUGGUCCUCUUCAGUCUGAGCCCAAAGGAGGAGAAGGCUCUGAAGUCCUGUGAGCGAGACGCCACUCUGUCCAAGCUGUCGCCGCAGCUGCCCCACGCCAGCUCCAGGAGGUCGGUUUGA
Molecule: messenger RNA, 324 nt
Organism: Knipowitschia caucasica
Lineage: Eukaryota; Metazoa; Chordata; Actinopteri; Gobiiformes; Gobiidae
Source: the annotation of a GenBank genome assembly